Pistacia vera is the source of this 1530-nucleotide messenger RNA. RefSeq names its product B-box zinc finger protein 21-like. Gene Ontology annotation, molecular function: zinc ion binding. Gene Ontology annotation, cellular component: nucleus. The record is from RefSeq and is a predicted model, not a curated record. Gene Ontology annotation, biological process: regulation of DNA-templated transcription; photomorphogenesis. The transcript is spliced from 3 exons. The coding region runs from base 340 to 1242 and encodes 300 amino acids. NCBI's taxonomy places the organism in Eukaryota, Viridiplantae, Streptophyta, Magnoliopsida, Sapindales, Anacardiaceae.
CAGAGUGUCCCUCUCCAUACUUGGAUAUUAAAUUAAGAACAUGAAAAUUGGAGAUCUUCUGAUCUCACAGUUAUCAUUUUCAUUACUUUAUUCUCGGAAUUUUCUAUAUUUUAAACAAGUAACAUGAUUCUCUUAUAAUCCCUUCUCUUCCUUUUCUUCUAAGUGUCAGCCCGUCUCCACCUACUUUCUUUCUCUCUCUCUAAUUAUAUUUUCUUAAACUCUUCUUUUCUUUCUGUAGCAAUUAAGUUUUAUAGAAGAAAAAUAACAAAUUAAGCAUUUACUCUCUCUGUACCAAUUAAAUUGGAUUGAAGAGAAAAAAGAAAGGAAUAAGAUAAGCAGAUGAAGAUCCAGUGCGACGUGUGUAACAAAGACGAGGCUUCGGUGUUCUGCACCGCCGAUGAGGCAGCUCUUUGUGACAAGUGCGACCACCGUGUCCACCAUGCCAACAAACUUGCCUCUAAGCACCAACGCUUUUCGCUUCUCCAUCCUUCCUCUAAAGAGUUCCCUCUCUGUGACGUCUGUCAGGAGAAGAGAGCCUUCGUGUUUUGUCAACAAGAACGAGCUAUUCUGUGCAGAGAUUGUGAUGUUCCGAUUCAUACAGCCAACGAGUACAGACAGAAGCAUAAUAGGUUUCUUCUCACAGGGGUCAAACUCUCUGCUGCUACUACUCUUUAUACAUCCUCUGGAAACAACGGUUGUGAUUCUGUUCCUGAUGCUAAGUCUCAGAAGUCUUCUAUCAAGAAACAUGUCUCUGUUACUCCACCGAGUUCAAAUCCAUCUUCUAAUUCAAAGAUUUCAAAUACAACAACAACAACUACUAUGAUGAGUAAUAGUGGGAAUAAUUUGAUAGUUAGUGAAGGUGGUGGUUCAACAAGUAGCAUAUCAGAAUACUUGGAGAUGCUCCCUGGCUGGCAUGUUGAAGACUUUCUUGAUUCUUCUUUAGACAACUUUGGUUUCUGUAAGAGUAAUGAUGGUAUGUUGCUCUUUGCGGACGCUGAUUUUGGAUGCAAUUUGAGUUCUUUGUCAUCUGGAAGUAAUGGAAUUUGGGUCCCUCAAACCCCAGCACCUCUCCAUCCUUCUCUCUUUCCUUCACAAAUUGGAGGACAAAUUAGUUUCAAGGAGACAAAGGAGGUUACCACCAUGAAAACCAACAACAGUAGGGGGACAGACGAUGGUUUCACAGUUCCACAGAUCAGUCCUCCCUCGGCUACCUCAAAGAGAUCUAGACCCAAUUUCUGGUAGGAUUAAAUCGUCAAGAUCUCAAAUCAAUCAUGAACAAAGCUCAUGUUCCUAUGUUUUUUUGAUAUGGGUUCCAAUUUCUCUUUGUUUUUUUUUCUUUGAUUGUCAUUUCAUUUACUUUUAGUCUGGUUUAGUUUGUUGCUGUUGUUUUGGCCAGUACUCUCUCUCUCUCCAGGUGGUCCAAAUCCAACUGGGUUUUGUUUCCAUCAUUUUGUUUCAUCUUUUUCUUGUACUUGCAACAAGCAAACGUCUUUGUACAUAUUAAGGAGAUCUGGAAAAACCCUUUCGAUA